UGAGGCAAGUUACCCUUUGGAAAUGUGCUCGCACUUUGAUGCUGAUGAGAUCAAAAGGCUAGGGAAGAGAUUUAAGAAGCUCGAUUUGGACAAUUCUGGUUCUUUGAGUGUGGAGGAGUUCAUGUCCUUGCCGGAAUUACAACAGAAUCCUUUGGUUCAGCGAGUAAUAGAUAUAUUUGACACAGAUGGGAAUGGAGAAGUAGACUUUAAAGAAUUUAUUGAGGGCGUCUCUCAGUUCAGUGUCAAAGGAGACAAGGAGCAGAAAUUGAGGUUUGCUUUCCGCAUCUACGACAUGGACAAAGAUGGCUAUAUCUCCAAUGGGGAGCUCUUCCAGGUGCUGAAGAUGAUGGUGGGAAACAAUCUGAAGGAUACACAGUUACAGCAAAUUGUAGACAAAACCAUUAUAAAUGCAGAUAAAGAUGGAGAUGGGAGAAUAUCCUUUGAAGAAUUCUGUGCUGUUGUAGGUGGCCUAGAUAUCCACAAAAAGAUGGUGGUCGACGUGUGACUCUUUUUUAAAAAGAGUACCACCCAACACUUUUGCUUUCUUCUCCAUCUCUGAAGAUCUGCUCAAGACGUCCAGCAAUGCUCUCUGUGUAUUUAAAUGGAAGUAUUUUUCUCUGUGAAGCCACAUUUUCCAACACGAGCCUCAUGAAGCCAACUAAGUGUUAUUGAACUCUUACUCUCUCAAUAACUCUCUCAGUGUAGCACUUUAAAGUCUGAAGGACAGCAGGAUGCAAAGAGCAUAUCACUGUGGUGGAGAAAGGGAAGGGGUUGGCUUUUUAAUUUAUUUUUCUUCAUCUUUUAUAACAAGAAAGUAUCUAUAUAUACAUAUGUAAAUAUUUAUAUAUAGAUAUAUGUAGCUUUCUAUAUAUGUAGUAGGUUGGCUUUAAUUUAAUAUACUUGAUCCAGAAUCAAAAUGAUAGAGUACAAAAGUGCCAAGCAGAACAUUGAGAAGUUCAAAACCAUGGAUCUAUACAUCCUUUUAUCUCACACAGUUUUAUAGAGAGACAGAAGACUGUACAAUCCGAGCCGGGUGUUGGCCAGCUGUUUUCCUUUCCUGUGCUUUUCUCCUUGGAGAGAUUGACAAAGCAUUUGUUAAUGUCCUAUUAUUUACCUUAAUUUUUUUGGAGGGGGGUAACAAAGGCAUCUGUGACUUUAUACCUACAACUAUUUCCAGGGACUGCGUCUCCUUGCUGAGCAGCAGCAGCAGCAGCAGCAGCUUUCUCUCUCUGCUUGAGGAGCACGGCUCGUUCAGUGCUGUUGCCAAAAGCUAGUGCUUGUGUGUUCACCUAGUGACUGCACGAUGCUUACGGCUGCUUCCUUGUUACUGCGUGACGAGGAGCCAUUACACGUAGUAGGUGUCCCUGGGUAAGUGUCAGCCAUCAGUUGUGAUGACUGUUUGCUACAUGAAAGUCAGAAGCUGUCUGAGGCAAUCAUGACUUAUCUUCUGCAUUUCUUAGUGAAGAAAUCACAUAACCGCUUCGGGUUUCCCUUUGUUUCAUUACAUGGUUCAGUAACUUGUCCUUUAAACAACGUAUAAACCAUAAAUUUCCCUUCUGUGUUUCACGAGAUUUGCAGCAAAUUUAAAAACGGGUGAUAGUUAAUGUGCAUGUAUGCAGCUGAACACCCACAUAUUUGUGAUUCGAAUGUGAGAACUCGUGCUAAUCUAUAUAUGCCAGAGAAGAGCAAAAUUUUAUUCCGAUUUAUACCUCUUUAAUUUCUUUACCACCUAGAGAGUGCAUGAUGGGUUUCCUAUUGCUUUGCCCAUAUGAUUUUUAACGAGUGAUAACUGAAUAAAUUUGUGUGAUAUAAAAGUAGUGUAUCAUGUUCCACCACUUGAUAGUAUCCCUUCCCUUUUCUGCAAAGGUACUAUUGGCUGGAAGAAAAAUACUGUUGUUAGCUUUCUCCAACAGUAGUGUCUUGCCCUAUGUAGCUGUUCAACACAACCUGGUUUUUUAAUCAUGAGUGGAAAGGGGGUAGGUUUAGUAGUGAGCAACCCUGAAACCGAGUGCCCUGCCUGCCUCGCUGUCCCUUCAACUGAGUGCUGCACACCAUGGGCUCUGUCUGUGAGAGGAAACCCCGGUGCUUGGUGUCCUUGCAUGACAUGGAGUUUUGCAUGUAGAUCGAUUUAAAAUGUACCUCUUGUUUACAUAAUUUGCAUAAUUUAAAAAGAUAACGUUGCCAAACUUUGGAAAUGUUAAUGUUCAAACUGAAAAUCUCCACUACAUGUAACUUUCUUCCUCUGGAUCAGAACGUGGCUUAUAAUCCCAGCCAGUGGUUUGGUCUGUUCCAGUGUCAACUGCCAUGUGCUCUGCUUCAAGGGGAAACUAGUCUUUUGUGAAUUUUUUGUACAUAAGUAUUUGUUACAAAUAUUUUAGCAAAUGCUUUCUAUUUCUCUUGCUUGUGCAUAUCUUGGCUGGCGUUACAGAAAAUAGUGCAAACAUUAUUUCCUUACUGGGGAAUGAGGGUUUUUUUUUUUCUUUUUUAGUUUGUGUGGGGCUGGGGGGAAGGGGUGGUUUAUGUUGAAUGUUUAGUUUUUCUUCUGCAUGAUACAUCAUGUUGUGGGAUCUUUAGAAAACUUCAUACUGUAUGAAUACAAAAAUAAAAUAUUUGAAACUUG
Molecule: messenger RNA, 2620 nt
Organism: Echinops telfairi (small Madagascar hedgehog)
Lineage: Eukaryota; Metazoa; Chordata; Mammalia; Afrosoricida; Tenrecidae
Gene: PPP3R1
Product: protein phosphatase 3 regulatory subunit B, alpha
Exons: 5
Coding region: 23-505 (160 amino acids)
Molecular function (GO): calcium-dependent protein serine/threonine phosphatase regulator activity; calcium ion binding
Source: RefSeq, a predicted model, not a curated record